Messenger RNA from Fusarium odoratissimum NRRL 54006, 1125 nucleotides. RefSeq lists its product as uncharacterized. The transcript has 3 exons. Bases 1 to 1125 code for a protein of 374 amino acids. The record is from RefSeq and is a predicted model, not a curated record. Gene Ontology annotation, biological process: DNA-templated transcription. NCBI's taxonomy places the organism in Eukaryota, Fungi, Ascomycota, Sordariomycetes, Hypocreales, Nectriaceae. Gene Ontology annotation, molecular function: DNA binding; zinc ion binding.
AUGAACUUCUGGGCAGGUGUUGAAACCUACCAGGUCCUGUCCAUCGCCACAGAAGAGCAUGUUGACAUCCUCUUCCUUGCGAUUGUACUAAUUUCAAGCAAGGGCACAUUGCCUCUUCAAUGGAGCCUGACGACUGCUGCUGCUGGACAUUGUCUUACUCUAGGCUACCAUCGGGAAAAGAGGCUUUUGCAACUUCAAAACCCCAAGGCGGAGAGAGCACGAAGAACCUUCUGGCACAUCUACAUGGCAGACAAGAACCUUUCGCAACGCUUGGGCCGAGCCUCUACUAUCCAGGAUUGGGACGUUGAUGCACAGCCUUGCCCGAUAUCCAGUGACCCCGGGCAAGCCCCAUGGGAUUUGACUUUAACGUCAUUGAUUGAAAUGAGUCGAAUACAAGCUCAGAUUUACGAGAAACUCUACUCACCCCAGGCAAAAGCACACGGCAUCGAGGAAAGACUAGUGGAAACCGACAAGCUUGAUUCGGAUCUCCGUCAAUGGUACAGUGAAUGGGUUCAGAUAGAAAGCUCCGCUGCCUACGGUAAAGAUCGUUUUGACAUGACCUUCUCUCCAGUCGACAUCAUGUAUCACUCUUUGCUCACCCUUAUACAAUGGAACGCCAAUUCUUCGGAUUCUGCAAGGGACAUCUCAGAGGCAUGCUAUGAAGCAGCACACGGAAUGCUUCGGGCCCAUCUUACGCACUACAGUCGGCUGAUUGCUUCGGGUAACGAGGCCUCAGCGAUCUAUGCGAUCUGGGUUCUCCAUGCCACGUCCUUCACACCGUAUGUGGCUGUCUUUCUGCAUUGCAUUGCUAACCUGGAUCACGAUGAUCUCAGGCUUCUUCAGGACGUGUUAUACACGCUUGAAACCAUCGGGCCGGAUCUUGAAUUCUCCAACAAGUUAUUCAAGCUCUGCAAAGCCCUCUGCCGAAUCGCCGAAGCCUUUCUGACAGAUCAGGCCCCUUUGACAAAUGCCGUCUCAGACGCGUCAAACUCAGCCCACCCAACGCGGCACGACACAUUGCCAGAUACUUGGGCGUGGCUGGGCUCACAAAUCACGGAUCCGGAUGGUCUCAUAGAUCUUGACUUGGGCAAUCUAGAUGAAAUCUUUUUUAGCCAUAACUUCUAA